UUGCACCUAUCUACACCGAAAAGGGACUUCAUUUAUGCACCUCAGUGUACAUCUUUUCUUACUAAUCCAUAUAAUUCUCUAAUAAAGUACUAAAAUGGAUAUCUUGAAAGCAGAGAUAAUGAGAAAGCGUAAAGAAUUAGAGGACAGUCAUAUCUUGGAAAAUAAUAAAAAAUAUUUCAAGAGGAGUCAAUUAAUAUCGAAGGAGCAGGAGAUAUGUGAAACUGACAAAGGAAAGAGCGAAGCUGCUCCUUCGAAUGCAAGCCAAGAAUCAGAGGAAUGCAUAAUGGAUAGUAGUUCGGAACAUCUGCUAUCUAGACAAGAAGUGAUCAGGCGAUUACGCGAACGGGCAGAACCAAUAUUAUUAUUUGGUGAAUCUCACAUAGAAGCAUUCAAGAGACUAAGAAAAUGUGAGAUUCUUGAACCAGAAGUAAACAAGGGUUUCCGAAACGAUUUUCAAGAAGCCAUGGAACAGGUGGAUCAAGCAUAUCUCAAUGAGAUCUUGACAUCUUCCAAGUCGCAAAGUCUGGAUGGGAAGGGAGAUGUGAAUGUGCCGGAUGAAGGUGUCACCUAUGAAGACAUAGAGAAAAUGUCGACGAAAUUGAACAAGGGAGAUAAGGAUUUCGAUAUGAAUGUCAUCACCAUGUUCGUACAGUAUCUAGUCCAGAUCUGGGGCAAUCAGCUAAACAGCCGGUCGACUGUUGAAAAAAUGGGCACAAAGGGAAAAAUGAACAGUGCUACAUAUGCUCAAACCCGAGAAUACUUGAAGCCACUUUUACGGAAAUUGAAGAACAAAUCUCUUCCCGAAGACAUAACAGACAGUUUGACCGAAAUUGUUAAACAUUUACUAGAGCGUAAUUACAUCUUGGCUAGCGAUGCCUAUCUGCAAAUGGCUAUAGGCAAUUCCCCAUGGCCCAUUGGUGUAACUAUGGUCGGUAUUCACGCACGUACCGGUAGAGAAAAGAUCUUCUCGAAGAACGUCGCACACGUGAUGAACGAUGAAACUCAGAGGAAGUACAUUCAAGCACUCAAGAGACUGAUGACUAAAUGCCAAGAGUACUAUCCUACGGAUCCCUCACGCUGUGUGGAAUAUUCAAAAAAUUAGGUUUUUCUGAUAAAAUGUAUAAAUAAGACGAUAUGUUAUCUACAUUUACUAUUUAUAUUUUAUCUGUAUAUUUUUUAACAAAUUAUCCUAAACUGUACACACAUACGCACGCAGAUUAUCUGUUACAGAAAAAUGCUAUGGUUCGACUCAAGUGCAAAAGAAGCGUAUAAAAAAAUUAUUCAAUCUAUAGUGCAGAUAUGCACUUACAAUGUAUAUAUAAGAAUGGUCUAAUGUAAACUCGAGAUAUUAAUAAUAAUAUCGAAGAAAACUAGUUGAAUUUAGACGAUA
This is a messenger RNA of Ooceraea biroi (clonal raider ant), 1390 nucleotides long. It is a transcript of the gene Prp18, whose product is annotated as pre-mRNA processing factor 18. The record is from RefSeq and is a predicted model, not a curated record. Gene Ontology annotation, biological process: generation of catalytic spliceosome for second transesterification step; RNA splicing. Gene Ontology annotation, cellular component: U4/U6 x U5 tri-snRNP complex; U2-type post-spliceosomal complex; U5 snRNP. NCBI's taxonomy places the organism in Eukaryota, Metazoa, Arthropoda, Insecta, Hymenoptera, Formicidae.